AUGAGCCUCACUCUUGACGCUCUAAUCGUCCUUACUAGCUUCGCCUACGCCUCCCUCGCGCCCUACACCAAGGUCGAAGAGUCCUUCAAUCUCCACGCGACCCACGAUGUGCUCAUGUAUGGCGUCGGGCCCACAAACCUCCCCAAAUACGAUCACUUCACAUUCUCCGGACCACUUCCACGGACAUUCAUAGGAGCAGUGGUACUGGCAUGGGCAACGCAGCUGUGUUUGAACGCUGGGGAAUGGAUGGGCGUGUCUGCGGGCAAGUUUGAUGCGCAAGUUGUUCUGCGCCUGGUCCUUGCGUCUAUAAACGCGAUCGGUCUCUGUCUACUGCGUCGUGCCGUCAGUCGGCGAUUCGGACGGCUAACAUCGGUCAUGUUCGCCCUGCUAUCGUGCACGCAGUUCCACCUGCCGUUCUGGAUGGGACGCACGCUGCCGAACAUGUUCGCGCUCCUUCCAGUCAACGUCGCACUGUGCCUCAUGCUGGACAGAGCCCCCAACUCUACGCGACCGUCUCCGGGAGCCGUGCGCGGUGCACUCGCGCUCCUUACUUUCGCCACCGUUGUGUUCCGAUCGGAGUUGCUGCUGCUAGUGGGACCCGUGGCGUUGCAAUCCGCUUUUCAGUACCUACCUUUGCUUGACGUGAUCAAGACUGGACUCCUCGCCGGAUCAGCAUCUGUUGCCCUCACUGUCGCCGUCGACUCGUACUUUUGGCAACAGUGGCCCCUAUGGCCUGAACUCUACAGCCUUUAUUUCAACGUUGUUCGAGGCAAAAGCUCCGAGUGGGGUGUCAUGCCGUUCCACGUCUACGUCUCCUCCUUCCUCCCAAAGCUGCUGCUAUCGUCACUACCUCUCUCACUCUUCGCCUGUCUCAUAGACAGGCGGAUACGUGCCAUCAUGGCACCUUACGCUGCUUUCGUGGCGCUCAUCAGUGGAUUGGGUCACAAGGAAUGGCGGUUCGUGAUCUACACAGUUCCCGCUUUCAAUGUCGCCGCCGCGCGAGGCGCGACAUGGUUAGUCGGCCGACGAAAGGGCACCCUCUUUGGCCGCCUCUGUUUUCUAGCCGUCAUGGGCAUGCUCGCAGCGAAUUGCGUUGCGACCUCCCUCCUCGCGCGCUCGUCGUUCGCGAACUAUCCUGGAGGCGCCGCGUUGUCUGCAUUUAACAAGUUCUUUGAACACGAGGACUACUUGCAUGUACACAUCUCGAACCUAGCUGCGCAGACCGGCGCAUCCCUCUUCCUUCAGAGUCACGCCUCGCCCCACCUGUCCCUCCCCUCCGUGCAGGACUCCGUCUACGCGCACAAGAACUGGACAUAUGACAAGACGGAGGGUCUUUCCCUCGCCGAUCUCACUGCGGACACUCGCAUCACGCACCUCAUCGCGGAGGCGGAUGCACUACCGUCGUCGCGCUCGUGGACACGUGUCGCGUCCGUCGAUGGGUUCGACGGGUGGCGGCUCAAUCUCGACGUGAGGCUGGCGGGGCUUACGAAAGUGUUAGAGAUGAAGAAGAGCGAGAAGCUGGUGAUAUUGAAGCGCGCCGUAUAG
Molecule: messenger RNA, 1545 nt
Organism: Epithele typhae
Lineage: Eukaryota; Fungi; Basidiomycota; Agaricomycetes; Polyporales; Epitheliaceae
Product: Alg9-like mannosyltransferase family-domain-containing protein
Exons: 8
Coding region: 1-1545 (514 amino acids)
Biological process (GO): protein N-linked glycosylation
Cellular component (GO): endoplasmic reticulum membrane
Molecular function (GO): alpha-1,6-mannosyltransferase activity
Source: RefSeq, a predicted model, not a curated record